Messenger RNA from Plasmodium knowlesi strain H, 2493 nucleotides. Its product is annotated as glycine--tRNA ligase, putative. Bases 1 to 2493 code for a protein of 830 amino acids. Gene Ontology annotation, biological process: mitochondrial glycyl-tRNA aminoacylation. Gene Ontology annotation, molecular function: glycine-tRNA ligase activity; ATP binding. Gene Ontology annotation, cellular component: mitochondrion; cytoplasm. The record is from RefSeq and is a predicted model, not a curated record. The transcript has a single exon. Lineage: Eukaryota; Apicomplexa; Aconoidasida; Haemosporida; Plasmodiidae.
AUGAGACUGCUGGGGACGCUGCUAAUUUUGGUACCCCUGCAAGUGAAGGCGCGCAGUGACGUUCUUAGCAGAGUGAACUCGAAACUACCGAGGGCGACCCUCAGUACCGUUCGCGCGAAGAGGCCUACUAGGGCGACAUACAUCGUACACAGACUAGUACCUAGGGAGAGAAAAACGAGGUACUACUCCCUCGUAAGCAGAAAGGUGAGUGCCCACCUAAGGAGCGCUCCGUUGGAAAGUAUGAAGCAAAGUCACGUUGAAGCAAGCGGCUCAGGCGCCGCAGAAGUUACCCCUAUAGAGGAGCAAAUCGAAAGGUGCAGCCAAGAAAUAUCAACCCUUGUCGAGAGGAACGAAUGUAUCAGAGGAAUAAAUGAUGAAGUGUUUAAGAAGGAAUACGAUGAGAAUGAGAAGUCGUUGGAAGAGAAGAAACGAAAAUUGAAAUUCCUGUAUAGUGUUCCGAGUGAGUCACUAAAUUUGGUGAAUAACAGAACAAAGAUAGAUAACCUAGCCAAAAGGAAGCUCUUUUACACAAACUCCUUUGAGAUAUAUGGAGGUUCUUCAGGGCUAAUCGAUUACGGUCCUUCUGGCUGUCUCCUAAAAUCAGAACUAGAGAAUCUAUGGAGAUAUCAUUUCAUUUUUUACGAUGAGAUGCUGGAAAUCUCCGCAACGUGCAUAACCCCCUACACUGUUUUGAAAACAUCUGGACAUGUGGAUCGAUUCACAGAUCUUAUGAUCAGGGAUGCGGUUACGGGGGACUUUUAUCGGGCGGAUAAAUAUAUAGCGGAGUACUUAACAAAUAGGGUCGAGGAGGGGAAGAAGAAGCCAAACAAUACGGUGAAGAGGAUAGAACAGGAUGAGGGGUCGAUGGAUAAAAGGGAUAACCAAAUGGAUGAUGCCGAACAAAUGAUGGCUGUCGUAAGGAGACUUGAUGGAAUGAACGAGCAAGAAAUAAAAGGCAUUAUGAAGCAGUACGACAUAAAGUCUCCUGGCAAGAAUGACUUUGUAGGUCCCUUCCCCUUCAAUCUCAUGUUUCAGACAAGAAUAGGCCCGAAGGAAGACGUAGAGAAUAACAAUGCACAGAGGGGUAAAUCAAAUGAAUCAUCUACACAUGCAGAAACAAAUCAUCUGAACAACAUUGCAUUUCUGAGGCCAGAAACUGCACAAGGAAUUUUUGUAAAUUUUAAAAAGUUGCUAGAGUACAACGGAGGAAAGAUGCCCUUCGCAGGGGCGCAAAUCGGACUCGGUUUUCGAAAUGAAAUAUCUCCAAGAAAUGGACUUCUUCGUGUACGUGAGUUUGAGAUGGCAGAAAUUGAAUACUUUGUAAACCCUGAAAAGAAAUGCCACGAAAAAUACCACCUGUUCAAACAUUUAAUCCUUCCCCUGUACCCACGAGAGGAACAACUGGCCAGUGGAGAACACAGUCGUGUAGUCUACAUGGAGAUAGAAGAAGCAGUCACCAAGGGUAUUAUUGCUAAUGAAGCCUUGGCGUACUUCCUUGCAAGGACCUAUCUAUUCCUUCUAAAGUGCGGCAUUAACAAAGAUGGUCUACGUUUUCGACAACACCUACCAACUGAGAUGGCUCACUAUGCGAAUGACUGUUGGGACGCAGAGAUUUUGACAUCCUACGGAUUUAUCGAGGUGGUGGGACACGCCGACAGAUCUGCAUAUGACUUGAAGAAUCACAUGAAGGUUACAGGAGCAAACUUAUAUGCCUGCGAAAAGUAUGAUACCCCCGUGGAGGAAGAACAUAUAAAAAUAUCUCCAAACAAGGCAAAGAUGGGAAUGAAGUUUAAGAGCCAACAAAAUGUUAUCUACCAAUGGCUGAAUGAGAGAACAAAGGAGGAAUUGUUAUCCAUCGAUGAGGAGUUGAACAGGAAGAACUCCUACGUUGUGAACAUAGAAGGUAGUGGUGCUUCGUCCACCCCCAUGUCAUUCGAAUUAACCAGAGAUAUGAUCAAGUUUGAUAAAUAUAAAAAGAAAGUGCAGGAAAGGAAUUUUAUUCCAAAUGUGAUUGAGCCUUCCUUUGGUAUUGGUCGACUCAUUUUUUGCAUUAUCGAGCAUUCAUUUAGAACCCGCACCUUUACAGAUGACAAGGAGGAAAGACACUACUUGUCUCUACCUUAUACACUGGCACCUAUAAAAUGUUCCGUGUUAACCAUAUCGAAUCAUAAAACGUUCAUUCCUUUCGUGAAGCAGGUUCAAAUGAUACUAAAUGAAUUUAGCAUUUCCUCCAAAAUUGAUAACUCUAGUGUCUCUAUUGGAAAGAAGUACGCUCGGACAGACGAAAUCGGAAUCCCUUUUGCAGUCACCAUCGACUUCCAGACACUGAAGGAUAAGACAGUCACACUUCGUGAGCGAGACUCCAUGCUGCAGGUCAGGAUCGACCUCUCAGAUCUGGUCGAAAUUGUGACUUCCCUGCUUAGGCAGAAAAAGACCUGGGCCGAUUACGUUGCUCAGUAUGGCCUCUUCACGCAGCAAAAUUUAGAUCCCUAG